UUCUUAUUGGGGCUUGGUGGAACUGGGCACUGGGGUGUUGGAGACAGGGCUGAGGGGCCCCUUGCUACCCCAUCAUGGCAUCUGCUCCCAUCAUCCUCUACCUCUGCUGCUGGCUGGCCAGGCAGAGCAAGGUGUUCGGUCAGCUCAGCUACUCCAAACCUUCCAUCUCCCUGAGUCCCAACGGGGGGGUCACCCUGGGGGGAGCCGUGACCAUCCAGUGUUGGGCUCCAUUCCAGAACUUGAGGUUCCUUCUGUUCAAAGAUGGAAAGCCGAACACGCGGCAGGACAUGGAACCGGCUGGGAAUCUGGCCGAGUUUUCCAUUCGCAAUGUGAGCCGGAGAGAUGCAGGGAGCUACAGCUGCUAUUAUCAACACAAAGGGUACCCGUUCAUGUGGUCGCAGCCCAGCGACCCCGUGGAGCUGGUGGUAGCAGAGCCCAGCUACCCCAAACCCAACAUCUCCCUGCACCCCAGUGAGGGGGUUACCCUGGGGGGAGCUGUGACCGUCCGGUGUGAGUGUCGGUGUCGGGGAGCGAGGGUCUUUCUGAAUAAAUCUGGAGACCCGGACGCACAGCGCGCGACAGAUUCCGCGGGGGACUUGGUUGAAUUUCCCAUCCACAAUGUGAGCCGGAGAGAUGCAGGGAGCUACAGCUGCCAAUAUAGCACCAAGUGGGGCCCGCCCGUCUGGUCGGAGCCCAGCGACCCCGUGGAGCUGGUGGUAGCAGAGGGAACCAACCCAGCUGGGACCCAGCAGCCUGAUCCCCCCAUGACGGAGCCGGCGGGAGAAGGUGGAUCGGAACCAAGCGCACCGGAUCUGACCCGCUCCAUCAUGGCCGGGGUGAGCGCGGCGGCCGCCGGCCUCCUCCUUCUCCUCCUGGCCUUCCUCUGCUACAGAAGCACCCGAGGAAGGAAAGGACCAGACCCAAGACAGAGCAGGGAGUCCGAAGCUGCAGCCACAGUCUACGCCCUCGUGGGCGAAGGGAAGCAGCUGGAUGUCCUGCCCCAGGAGCCCGACCCUGAAGCCGAGGGACUCACCUACGCCGAGCUGGACCACCAGGGACUGCAGGCCAAACGAGGGGGCCCGGCCCCUGCCCCCGAGCCCGUCCUGUACGCUGCCGUCAAUGUGAGCCAGGGAGCCCACAGACAGAGCCCCCAGGGUGCAGGGGCGCCCCCCCACCCCCAUAGUAUGAACCCAGGGGGAGUCAUCGCCGCGACGGGGCAGGGAGCGUUGGCCACCAGAGGGUGACAGAGUGAUUCCCUCCCCCCAGAGACUGGGCUCAGCUUAUAGCCCCCACCCCCGUAGCCCUCCCUCCAGGGGGUGCUGCCCCACCCAGCCCCACGUGUGGGGGGCUGGGGGGGCUCAGCACCGGGAGGCAGAGAGGACCCCUCUGGGGUAGGGUGUGGCCAACCCCCCUUCGUUCUACCACUACCCAGUAACCUACUGCAGGAUGCUCCAUCCAAGGCUGCAGUUGAUCACACCGCUGCCACCAGUUGUGACAGAGUCACAGGUCCGAUGUUCUGGAACUGCUCUUUAUGCAGCCAGCCAGGACUCUGGGGUGGCGCGACUCCCCUCAGGGCACGCUGUCCAGGGCAAAAAGCUUCCUCGGCUACGGCCUUCCUGGUCUGACCUCGGAGCAUUCAGCAUCCCUGUUCCCACCGUGCGCUUCCCCUUGCUGGGUCUGUGACAUUGCACUCCAUGUUUUAUGUGGAAAUAUGCUCAUAAGUGUGAAUAUGAUGUAACUGGAAUAUGCUUCAUGAAAAAGGUCUCUUGUAAGGUAUCAUUACAAAACUUAUAAUCUACUGAGUGUGGUCAUCCGAUUUGUACAUAUGUAUCAUUCUUGUAUCUCAAACUAGAAAUAUGAAGUAUAACUCCGAAAUCCUGUUGUAAUUAUGCAAAGUGUGGGCUGUUAAUGGUGGUUUAGAAUCUUGAUGGCUCCCAUUAACUUAGGACAAUUGGUUGUAAAUGGCUCUGUUUACUUGCAAGCCUUCCUGCCUUCUCCUGAGUCAGGCCAGGAAG
Molecule: messenger RNA, 2015 nt
Organism: Caretta caretta (loggerhead turtle)
Lineage: Eukaryota; Metazoa; Chordata; Testudines; Cheloniidae
Product: T-cell-interacting, activating receptor on myeloid cells protein 1-like
Biological process (GO): immune response-regulating signaling pathway
Source: RefSeq, a predicted model, not a curated record